Echinostoma caproni is the source of this 891-nucleotide messenger RNA. The record is from the annotation of a GenBank genome assembly. Lineage: Eukaryota; Metazoa; Platyhelminthes; Trematoda; Plagiorchiida; Echinostomatidae.
AUGCAACAAAAGAAACCCAUAGUUGUUCUGAGCAAAAUGAACGCCCAUAUGGCGCACGGAGUAGGAGUGGUUGGGGCGUGCCAACGCAUGGUGAUCCAACAAAGUCUACCAGCUGGAUCACAGUUGUUCAAGUCCACAACCCUAAAACCCAAACCAGAUGGGCAAAAAGGCGAUAACAGUAGGGAGAAAAAGCCAAGGCAGUCGCGAGAUGAAGUCCCUGGGAAGGAAGCAGAUAACAAAAGAGCAGACGGCCCACCAAAAACCAUUCUGUCGGAGCCAUCCAAGGCUGAGGGAGUAAAAAAGAUGGUGAAACUGGCAACACCUAAUAUUCAAGCCAUGGCGUGUAGUAUCCUUUUGGGAGGACAACCGUUAGGAGUGCUACUAGUCUAUCGCGCACCGCAUGCGGAACCCACAGAAGAUAUGGAUUUACUUGCUACAGUGCAGGAAUUCCUGUCGAGCACCCAAAGGAUCUUAAUUCUGGGAGAUUUCAAACUUCCGGAGAUCUGUUGGGUAGAGGGAGAGGCUCCCGAUCUCCAAAAUCCUAAGUUGAUGUUUGCCGAUGAUGUCAAAGUAGCUGGAAAAGGAUUGGAACAAGAUCUAGAUGCAGUUCGAAGGCGAUCAGAUAUGUGGGAUCUACCACUGAAUCUAGCUAAGUGUCAGCUCUUGACAACAAGAGCCAAUGAUGACACGAGAGGUGUGAUGCAUUUGCAGCAUGUCCCUGGGGCAAAGGAUCUAGGGAAACCAACAGUGACUCGGAGUGUUGGAAGCCAACGAAAGUGCCGACGACACAAGGAACUGUACGCGCGAUUGGCAAGAGCCACAAUUCCUCGUGUGAGCACUGAACUGAUCUGUACUAAACGAGAAGGGCAUAGUGAGGAACCUGAAGAGUAA